Carassius gibelio (silver crucian carp) is the source of this 2750-nucleotide messenger RNA. RefSeq names its product sphingosine 1-phosphate receptor 3-like. Bases 546 to 1745 code for a protein of 399 amino acids. NCBI's taxonomy places the organism in Eukaryota, Metazoa, Chordata, Actinopteri, Cypriniformes, Cyprinidae. The record is from RefSeq and is a predicted model, not a curated record. Gene Ontology annotation, cellular component: membrane. Gene Ontology annotation, biological process: G protein-coupled receptor signaling pathway. Gene Ontology annotation, molecular function: sphingosine-1-phosphate receptor activity. The transcript is spliced from 2 exons.
ACAUCAGAGGACGCUCGAGCACGUGCGCGCUUCAUCAUCGCGCUCUGAAAUAUUAGCGCGCGCGCCCUUUCCAAACAAACUCAAAUUCAGAACCAUCCGAACACAGACGACGAAACGUUUGCUCGUUGCCUGUAAAAACUGCAGUGUUGUUGAGCUCUCGCUCAGAAUGUGAUGAAUGUUGAGGAUAGGAGAGUUUAGAGUUUAGAUUCAGAGAUCGCAGGAGAAUUAUUCUCAUAAAAAAAAUCUGACAGCACUGGUUAAGUACAAAAACCUGGAUGGAAAACUUCUAUUUGGAAAAAAGUGCUUCAAGGAUGAACUGUUCCACACGUCUGCUCGCUGAGUAACGUUACAUGUUGGAAGGUUUUCCAUCUCCUAAAACUUUUAAAAGGUUUAUUUAUUAACCAGUAACCGAAGAUGUAGGUGCAUCUCUCGAGAUAAAUAACUGAUCCGACAAGAAUCUUAAUGUGGUGGAUUCCUUUUCCAUCUUUCUCACUGGAAGGUGCUCGUAGACGCCAUCUGCUGUGGAAAAACAGAGCGUGAGGAAAAUGGAUGACGAGUUUGAACCUGGAAUGAAUGAUGUUAUAGUUAGUUAUUAUAACCACUCGGGCAAGUGGGGAAGACCAAAAAGCACCGGUACAUGCAAGACAGCCUUCCUCAUGUUUAUCUGCGCUCUGAUCGUGUUGGAGAACAUCACUGUACUACUGGCACUAUGGCGCAACAAGCGUUUCCACAGCCGCAUGUACUUUCUCAUUGGCAAUCUGGCACUUUCGGACUUGUUAGCUGGAGUGGCGUACAUGGUUAACAUCUUCACCUCUGGCCGCAAUACGUUUUUCCUCAGUCCUGGCCAGUGGCUGCUGCGAGAGGGGAGCAUGUUUGUGGCGCUUAGCGCUUCCACCUUCAGCUUGCUCGCUAUUGGGAUCGAGCGCCACAUGACGAUGGUUCGUUUACGGCCGUGUGAGACCGCAGGAAGGGGGAGGUUGCUAGCUCUCCUGGGAGCCUGCUGGGCUGUGUCGGUCCUGCUGAGUGUCUUGCCCAGUCUCGGCUGGAACUGUUUGGGCCGAGUCCACACCUGCUCCACUGUCCUACCACUGUACGACAAGAGUUACAUAGCCUUCUGCAUUAGCAUCUUCACAGCCCUACUAGCAGCAAUCGUUGUGCUAUACGUGCGCAUCUACCUGCUUGUGACGUCCAGCGGGCGUAGAGUGAGUUCCCGGCCGUCGGAUCGCUCACUCGCACUUUUGCGCACGGUAGUAAUCGUACUAGGGAUUUUUGUGGCCUGUUGGGCUCCCCUUUUUCUGCUGCUGCUGCUGGAUGUGGGAUGCAGUCCGGAGCGAUGCCCGGUUCUCCUCAAAGUGGACUGGUUCAUCGCUCUGGCCGUGCUCAACUCUGCCCUCAACCCGCUCAUCUACACGCUCUCCAGCCGUGAGAUGCGGGCCGCCUUCUUCCGUGUGCUGUGCUGCUGUUGCUGUCCAACGCAGCUGGACUCCAUGCCCACGGUGACAGGGGCGGCACUCCCGGGAAUAAUCAUUCCCACUGCAGAGAACAGCAAAUCGAGCAUGGCCGGGGCGGGAAGUGGUGGAGCCAAGUUCUCCCUGAUGCGAAGUAAAGUUCCCACCCCGUCAAACUCCCACCGUCAGCAUGGGGACACGUCACCGCCAGCUGUCACACACCCCUCAGGGCCAGGUGACCUACUGUCUGUGGUGCUGGUUAAAGCUGGGGCGCUUCCUUCUUUGGGGAAGUUUUGAAAUUGAUACUACGGAGGUAAGCAAAAAAGAGCGGGAUCUUGUUAUUUCCCCAAGAUGUUUGGUGACAGUUCCUUGGAGUUAUAGACUGUUCUACCGCUCUCUGAGGAUUACAAAACCCGGAUUCGCUUUAAUACAAAAGGCAUCCACUGAUGAUGAGAUUUCAAAGGGACAACAAACUCAAAGUGCGACUGAACAAAUGCUGACCACGGGACACACAAACUGAAUUUACUUCUACAUGUAUUAAUAUUUAUGAAACUGAACAUGUGCUUUGAGCACAUAAAAUAGAGCCACUACAGAAUGUAAUCACUCGAAAAGCUUAGGUGUGCAAUCUUUUUAUCAAGAAAAUCCAAUUUUCACUUUGCGUGUAGGAAAACACCUUAACAGUAUUAUAUGCAUUAUUAUAGUUCUCUGUAUGACUGACCUUUUAACAUUUCCCCACAGUUUAUUAUUAGACAAAAACAUUUUGAAUAGUUUGCUAUUCUUACCUAUCACACAAGCUAGAUAAUACUUCAUAUACACAUAAAUUAUGAGAAAGUGUUUAAAGGAGACAGUGGAUGGUUAUGGUUGAUAUUCUGUGGAACGGUUUACAUGGCAGAAUUAAGAUGAGGUGGUUGCAUUGUGAAUGUGAAAUUAAGAUUGUUUUGCUCAAUAGUACUUACUAACUGACAUAAUACUAACUAACUUUAAAGAGUGAUAUGUUAGUGUGAAGAAAAACAGGCAUCUUAUGUUAAGAUUGCCUUAUCUGUGCUGCUUUUAUUUGCAUGUACACACUAGAGGGAGCUGUCACAUCACAUUGAAAUGGACUGCAUAAACAGCGCAAUAAUGAAAGCAAUGCACAGAUCUUUUGUCUAUGAUUGGGGACCGAGCUCUAGAAUUUAGUCACUUGAUACAUGCAUCAUAGUAGCCUCAUAAUAAACGGUUUUGCCUGUGAAAAAUCAUGAUCAAUGGCACCAAUCUUUGAGUCAUACAGUGGUAAAUACAAACCACAGCUGUGCAUACAUGUGC